CUUUCGUUUCCGAUCGGUCAAUAUUUUGGAAAGGACAAAUUAUGGCGACCUCCGAUGCAGAGGCGUGAAAAGGCUAUUAAUUUAUCUUUACUUGUCUGAUUAAAUGUAUUUGAGCGCAUAUUAAAAAUAGUCAUGGGUGUUCUCAGACAUGUUGUGUGUGCUAUGUCUGGAGGGGUUGACAGUUCUGUCAGCGCACUGUUACUCAAAAGAAUGGGCUAUCAUGUGACGGGUGUGUUCAUGAAGAACUGGGACUCUCAGGAUGAGAGAGGGCUGUGUUCAUCAGAGAGAGACUGUGAAGAUGCUUAUAAAGUGUGUAAGAUGCUGGAUAUGCCUUUCCACCAGGUCACAUAUGUUAAAGAAUACUGGCAUGAAGUAUUUAGUAAUCUUCUUUGGGAAUAUGAGCAGGGCAGGACACCAAAUCCAGACAUAAUGUGUAAAAAACACAUCAAGUUUAAGCACUUUUAUCAUUAUGCAGUUAAUACUUUAGGUGCUGAUGCCAUGGCAACGGGACACUAUGCCCGGACAUCCCAGGAGGGCGAUGAGGUUUUUCAACAGAAGCACGUUCCAUUUCCCAGAACCCUCUUCAGAGAACGGUUUGAAACUCGAAGGCCUGUGCAGCUCUAUCAGGGUGCGGAUCACUUGAAGGACCAGACAUUCUUCCUCAGUCAGAUUUCCCAGGAUGCUCUGCGACACACAAUAUUUCCCCUAGCUGGGCUAACCAAAGAAUUUGUGAAGAAAAUAGCUGCUGAGGCUGGCUUCCAACAUGUUCUAAAGAAAAAAGAGAGCAUGGGGAUCUGUUUCAUUGGAGAGAGAGAUUUUGAGAACUUUAUCCUUGAGUACAUAGAGCCCAAACCAGGAAAUUUAGUUUCCAUUGAAGAUGGGAAGAUCAUGGGGCAGCAUAAAGGCUGGUUCACAUUAACACUGGGUCAGAGGGCUAGAAUAGGAGGGCAGAUAGACCCUUGGUUUGUAGUUGAUAAAGAUACCACAACCGGUGAUGUAUUUGUGGGUCCAACCACUAACCAUCCAGCGCUGUUCCGAGACACAUUACAGACAGACUGCUUCCACUGGAUAGCCGAAGAGCCACCUGUUAAACUUGUCCACACUCAGAUGAUGGAAUGUCUUUUCUGUUUCAAUAACCGGAUGCCUUUAACUCCAUGCACUGUAACCUUGAAUCUAGAUGGGUCAGUUUGGGUAAUGUUGAAAGAGCCAAUAAGAGCACUGACACCUGGACAGUUUGCUGUCCUAUACAAGGGAGAUGAAUGUUUGGGCAGUGGGAAGAUCAUUCAUCUGGGACCCACAAUAUUCAAUUUACAGAAAGGUCAAAACUGCAUGACCUGCCCGCCUAAAGACACAAAAACCCAGCAACAUCCAGAGCCUGUCAGCUGAGACACAUGCUGUACAAACCAGCACAAAUACGUUUUAUUUUUUAUAUUAAAGACAUUAACAAGAACUUAACAGGAAUGACAAGAGCAGACUUUUGCUGUGUAAUGACUCUCUUACUAUUCACAGAAAUUUAGGAAGCGGGAAUCCUUAAUGUGAGUUUUGUAAUUGUAAUUUAUUUGUAUAAUAUACAUAUUCAUUGUUGUAUUUUUCUUUCGGUUUUGGUUAAAGUGCCCUUAUUGUGCAUCACAUUAUGAUCUAUGCAAUUUUAAGACAAAUAUUAAGGUACAGGUUCA
Messenger RNA from Carassius auratus (goldfish), 1676 nucleotides. RefSeq names its product mitochondrial tRNA-specific 2-thiouridylase 1. Gene Ontology annotation, molecular function: sulfurtransferase activity. Gene Ontology annotation, cellular component: mitochondrion. Bases 133 to 1386 code for a protein of 417 amino acids. The transcript has 11 exons. NCBI's taxonomy places the organism in Eukaryota, Metazoa, Chordata, Actinopteri, Cypriniformes, Cyprinidae. The record is from RefSeq and is a predicted model, not a curated record. Gene Ontology annotation, biological process: tRNA wobble position uridine thiolation.